Zychaea mexicana is the source of this 370-nucleotide messenger RNA. RefSeq lists its product as uncharacterized. Lineage: Eukaryota; Fungi; Mucoromycota; Mucoromycetes; Mucorales; Lichtheimiaceae. Bases 88 to 303 code for a protein of 71 amino acids. The transcript has a single exon. The record is from RefSeq and is a predicted model, not a curated record.
UUGAAGACAACCUUUUGGCUUGAUGCGUUGCGGACCAUACACGCCCCACCUUCGGUUACUUUGGACAAUAUAUGGGAUACUCUUCACAUGCGUUUUACUUCCGCCGACAGCUUCUGUGCGCGCAACAUGGCAAAAAUAGGACUAAUAUUCCAAACGACUUGGGCCAUACACUGGCAUUCUGUCUUAGAUCAGACACCUUGGAACCACACUAUAGCCAUGAACCAUCUUAUCUCCCUAUUAGCUCGAUACACAUUUCUAUCAUCACCUGUUAAUGUUGACUCCACCAAUAAUAUUAGGGCAUAGAGCCCCUAAUUUAAAUAAACAUCUUUCAUACAGAAAAAAUUAUUUCCUGGCUAAAUUUGGCCAGACG